AACUUCCUACAACAUAAAGUCUUCACUUCUUAAAUUUGCAUAUCAUCUUUUAACCUGCUGUAGCCACAGAAACAUUUCUUCCUAGCUUUGCAGUCGCAUGAGAUUUGAGAGAGAAAGAUAGAAAGAAAAUAAAAAAAACCAUUAAUUCUGUUGCUACGGGGGUAAGAUUACAGUUGGAAGAGAAAAAAUGAAAAAACUAUGAUAGAAAAGUAAUAUUUAUUUGUCGCUGCCAAAAAUCGUAAUUUUACAGUGUAAUAAGUGAAUGUUUUCAAAAAACAUAUGACUGCUGAGAAGGAUGACUACAAAAUAUGUUUCACUUGAAAAUAUUAUGUUAUUUUUUAUUCUACGUUUAUUCAUUUAUUUAUUUUUUAUUUUGGACAGGCCGCUUUAGUGGCGAAAUCGUGUUUUUAACAGCGCAACAUCGGAUAUCUUUCACCGGGCCGUUAAAUAAUGUAUCGUGGCGUUUAUUGAGUGGCCUCAAGGCGACCAGUUGACAGCUGCAAGUAAACGUGCCGAUCACUUGUAAAUGCCAUGGUAUCAACCAAUCACAUCCGUCAAUGCUUACGGCGCAUGAAUAAAUAUACCUAUGAUAUUCCGUCAGAGCUUUCUUGUUUCCCAGGUUUCCAGGUCGUUUUCGAUUUAUACAGUCUUAACUUCGAGAUUCAUCGCUGAUUAUAAUUAUGAAUGAAAUCUUGCGUACUCAACAUGACUGUAUGUGAAAAGUGAUGAAGAUCCUACGCUAAUUUAGUCAAAGAUUCUGAUUCCUUGAUUUAUAUAACUAGUCUCACUCCAUUUACUGUAAGUUUACUAGCUAUAUGUUGAUUAGUUUUCUCUCUUUUAAUCUACGUAACGAACUUCGGACAAUUACCCGAGAGAGCCCCAUUGUUCCCGUGACAGCCCCGUGACGGUCAAGAAGGACAUGCCCGUGACAGCCUUCACAAGGUGCUCGUCCCGGGGUGCUCGUUUGACCGUCACGGGUUUUCCGCUAACAUCAUAUCGAUUCCCAUUGUUCUAGAAAUUUAUUUAUCCACCUACCCAAAAAACAAGUUCAAUUGCAGCUUGCUAAAUUUCAGUUUCGACAUUUCUUCAUUUCACUUUUGUUGAAUGCGCUUGAUUUAAAAUUCAAAUUGCCACAAGGAAAAAUAUUCCACGAUGUCAAGAUUAUUAUCGAAAAUGAAAAUUCUCGGAGUUGAGAUCCUGGUUUGAACCUUCGUCUUGGCAUUAUAAUUAACGGUUAAAUGCUGGUGAAGAAGAUUAUUACGGGCCACUGAAAUAGAAAUAUGGAUUCGUUUGGGAAAGAAGCUCUGGAAGCCCACAACAACUUUAGAAAAGCUCAUCAAGCUCCUCCACUCACAUGGUCCAGCGCCCUUGCACGAGACGCCGAGGCAUGGGCCAAGCAAAUUGCGCGCGAAGGCCGACUACGCCAUGACGACACGAAAGAUGGCGAAAAUGUUUUUAUGGUGUUUGGGCGGGAAAUUGACGGUAACGACGCUGUAAACAGCUGGUACAGCGAAGUGAAAGACUACAACUUUAGCAAAUCUGGUUACCAGUCGAACACCGGUCACUUCACACAAGUCGUUUGGAAAGGGAGCAAAGAGCUGGGAAUAGGCAGGGCUAAGAGUGCCGACGGGAAGGUGUUCGUGGUAGGCCGUUACAGGCCGGCGGGAAAUAACAUGAGGGCUUUUAAAGAAAAUGUCUUCCCGUCAAAGGACGGGCCAGUAAAAAUUCCCGAAAAGGAACAGUCUAAGAAAUGCUCCACACCUGUGCACCAGCGGCAGAAACACGAGGAACGACCUACUGGAGCUGGCGAGCAUCGUAGAGAGGAAACGGUUGUGACGUAUCCGGAUGGUACUAAGAAGACUGUAGUAUCCACGGUAACAGUGACUUUAAAAGGAAAUAGUAAGUGGAAGUAAUAGUGAGAAAAACAACAACAACAACAACAACACCACAACCAACCAAACCAACAAACAAACAGAGGAACCACUAAUUGUGUCGCGGUCGUGAACGAGUUACGGUUUGAGAUCAAUGUCAUCUUGCCGUUCCUAGUGGGACUGUUAUAUUCGGCACAGAACAAAGAUGAGAAGCCAGGCAUAUUGUCGCUAGCAGCGGUACAGUCCUACAAGGGACCAGAUUUCUUAUCUUUUCUACUGUGAUGACAUCUGAAUCAAUAAAAUACCAAUACAUCCGUGCUAAGUAUACGGGCGACGAGAAUACAAGCAUUAAUCGACCCCAGGGACAUGCGGCGCUGCUUGGAACUAAUUUAUAUGAAAAUCUAUAACAAA
Messenger RNA from Orbicella faveolata, 2282 nucleotides. RefSeq lists its product as uncharacterized. Gene Ontology annotation, cellular component: extracellular region. NCBI's taxonomy places the organism in Eukaryota, Metazoa, Cnidaria, Anthozoa, Scleractinia, Merulinidae. The record is from RefSeq and is a predicted model, not a curated record.